AUGGCGAUUCCCUACUAUCUCGAAGAAGCUGCCUGUCAGAACCCUGCGAUCAAGGCUCUCAUCUCUUACGGCGGCAAAAGCCUUUCCACACUAAGCUCGACAGCACUGCCACCUCAACUAAUACACGUCGCGGGGCUGCCAGACCCUCAUCGCCGCGAGUCAUGUUCAUUAGUCCCAGAAUCAUCCUCGGAGAAAACAGUGCCAUCCCCGGAGAACAUCAUUAAAACCUACCGGUACGAAGACGCGACAAAAGAUUCUGAAUGGGUACUUCCAAGCGACGAGCACUACCACAAGCGCAGCGCGGGCAUUGCGCAUACAAGGAGCCUGACUUUCUUGAAGCCGCUGCUCGGCGGCCCCUUCUUCGAUCUGGAGGCUGUGUGGGAAGAGCACACCAAGUUCGAGUUCGGCGAGAGGGAUGUAGAGAAAACGAUGGCUACGAUGGUGGAUCAGCCGUAUGUCAACCACAUCCCGACUAUGACCGGAGGCGUAGGCCAAGAGCGACUGACAGCGUUCUACACGCACCACUUCGUUUUCAGUAAUCCGCCCGACACCGCUCUCUCCCUCGUCUCACGAACCGUAGGCAUCGAUCGCGUAAUCGACGAGUUCAUCUUCACCUUGACCCACACCAAAGAAGUUCCCUGGCUACUCCCUGGUAUCCCUCCCACCGGAAAGCCACUCGCCAUACCGUUCACCAGCGUCGUCGCCAUGCGCGGUGAUCGACUGUGUCAUGAACACAUCAGCUGGGACCAUGCGACGGCGCUGAAACAAUUGGGUUUGCUUCCGGAGUACGUGCCUUUUCCGUACAAGAUCGAGGGCGCAGCGCCGCCGGAAGGGAAGAGAUUCGAAGUCAAACUGCCAGUCGUGGACAUGGAGGGGAGUAGGAAGUUGGUGGAUGAGAGUUGUAAGGAGAGUAAUGCGUUGAUGAGCGGACGGUGGCGGAUAGUGGACGAUGUGUGA
Alternaria novae-zelandiae is the source of this 957-nucleotide messenger RNA. RefSeq lists its product as uncharacterized. The record is from RefSeq and is a predicted model, not a curated record. Lineage: Eukaryota; Fungi; Ascomycota; Dothideomycetes; Pleosporales; Pleosporaceae. Bases 1 to 957 code for a protein of 318 amino acids. Gene Ontology annotation, biological process: polyketide metabolic process. The transcript is spliced from 3 exons.